AACCACAACAACUGCCCCAACAACAACAACCACAACUGCUGCACCAACAACUACAACUGCAACCCCAACAACAACCACAACAACUGCAGUCCCAACAACCACUACAACUGCUGCACCAACAACAACAACCACAACAGCAGCCCCAACAACAACAACAACAACUGCCCCACAACAACAAACAGCUGCCCCAACAACAACCACAACAACUGCCCCAACAACCACAACAGCUGCCCCAACAACCACUACAGCGGCCCCAACAACAACCACAACAACCACAACAACUGCCCCAACAACAACAACCACAACAACUGCCCCAACAACAACAACCACAACAGCUGCCCCAACAACAACUACAGCAGCCCCAACAACAACCACAACAACACAACAGCUGCCCCAACAACAACAAUCAACUGCAGCCCCAACAACAACUACAGCUGCCCCAACAACAACAACAACAACAACAGCAACAACAACAACAACAGCUGCCCCAACAACCACAACAACAACAACAACCACAACAGCUGCCCUAACAACCACAACAGCAACAACAACAACAGCUGCCCCAACCACAACAACCACAACAGCUGCCCCAACAACAACCACAACAACUGCCCCAACAACAACAACCACAACUGCUGCACCAACAACAACCACAACAACAGCUGCCCCAACAAUAACCACAACAACUGCCCCCACAACAGCUGCCCCAACAACAACCACAACAGCUGCCCCAACAACAACAACUACAGCGGCCCCAACAACAACCACAACAACCACAACAGCUGCCCCAACAACAACCACAACAACUGCCCCAACAACAACAACCACAACAACUGCCCCAACAAUAAAAACCACAACAGCUGCUCCAACAACAACUACAGCGGCCCCAACAACAACCACAACAACCACAACAGCUGCCCCAACAACAACAACAUUAACUGCAGCCCCAACAACAACUACAGCUGCCCCAACAACGACCACAACAGCGGCCCCAACAACAACAACCACAACAGCUGCCGCAACAACAACAACAGCUGCCCCAACAACAACAACCACAACAGCUGCCCCAACAACAACCACAACUGCUGCCCCAACAACAACCACAACAACCACAACAGCUGCCCCAACAACAACCACAACAACUGCCCCAACAACAACAACCACAACUGCUGCACCAACAACUACAACUGCAACCCCAACAACAACCACAACAACAGCGGCCCCAACAACAACCACAACAACUGCCCCAACAACAACAACCACAACUGCCCCAACAACAACCACAACAAUUGCCCCAACAACAACAACCACAACUGCCCCAACAACAACCACAACAACUGCCCCAACAACAACAACCACAACUGCUGCACCAACAACUACAACUGCAACCCCAACAACAACCACAACAACAACAACCACAACAACUGCCCCAACAACAACAACCACAACAGCUGCCCCAACAACUACAACUGCAACCCCAACAACAACCACAACAGCUGCCCCAACAACAACCACAACAACUGCCCCAACAACAACAACCACAACAACUGCCCCAACAACAACAACCACAACAGCUGCCCCAACAACAUCUAUAGCGGCCCCAACAACAACCACAACAACCACAACAGCUGCCCC
This is a messenger RNA of Oreochromis aureus, 1635 nucleotides long. RefSeq names its product GATA zinc finger domain-containing protein 14-like. The record is from RefSeq and is a predicted model, not a curated record. NCBI's taxonomy places the organism in Eukaryota, Metazoa, Chordata, Actinopteri, Cichliformes, Cichlidae. The transcript has 4 exons. The annotation marks the transcript as partial.